AUGGAACUAUUGACUGAACAUCAAUUGAAUAGCUUAUCAAGAUUAUCUUAUACACCUCAUCCUAUUGAAGAAGAACAAAUAUGUCUCCUUGAUUUAUCCUAUUCUGACUUAAACGAUAUUCAAAAAGCUAAACUAGUUACACUUAUUAAACAAUAUCCACAAGUUUUCACCGAGAAACUUGGUCGGACUCAUCUUGUUAAACACGUAAUCGAACUUCAACCAGGAACACAAUCCGCAAACACUCAACCAUAUCGUCUCCCCCCAUCUAAAAAAGCUAUAGUCGAUCAACAACUAGAAGAGAUGCUCCAAGCUGGUCAUAUUACUCCUUCACAUAGUCCUUGGACAUCUCCAAUCGUAUUAUCCCCUAAAAAAGAUGGUACACUCAGAUUUUGUGUUGAUUAUCGAAAGUUGAAUGCUAAUACAAUUCGUACAGCAUAUCCUAUGCCUCAAAUUUAUCCUCUGUCUUUGAUCGUCUCAAAACCUGCUGGACUUACUCUUAAAGCCUCAAAAUGUGAUUAUUGUAGAAAAGAAUUAAAGUACUUAGGACAUAUUAUUACUCCUGACGGUAUUAAACCUGAUCCCGGUCUAAUCGACUCCGUGAAACUUUUUCCUCAACCUACACGAUUAAAAGACAUUCAAUCAUUUUUAGGCUUAACUGGAUACUACAGAAAAUUUAUAAAAGAUUACGCUAAAAUACGUUCUCAUCAAAAAUCUAAACGUUCACCAAAUAACAUAGAAUGGUCUGUUGAAUGUACUAUAGCCUUUGAACAAUUAAAAACUGCACUUACUCAGGCUCCUAUACUUCGAGGUCCAAAUUUUAAUGAACCUUUCAUUUUGGAAACAGAUGCCUGUGAUUAUGGUCUUGGUGCUGUCCUUACUCAAGAAUAUGAUAAUAAAAAAUUUGUUAUCGCUUACGCUAGCCGAACUCAAACAACAGCUGAGAGAAAUUAUUUUCCUACAGAAAAAGAAGCUCUAGCUAUUUAUUGGGCCACCAAACAUUUUCGGCCCUAUUUAGAAGGUACAAAAAGCUAUAUUCGAUCUGAUUGUAGGGCACUACAAUGGCUUCUUGAAACAAAAGAUUCGUCUGGACGAUUAGCUCGAUGGGCAAUAAGUCUAUCAGCAUUUAACAUUGUUAGCAUCAAAUAUAAACCAGGAAAAACAAAUACAAACUCUGAUUCAUUAUCUCGUUAUCCUCUCUCUAAUCUAGCUGUGUUAAAUGGAACAACACCUAUAUCUACACUCAAUUUUUGGGAUAAUUGUACUCUCCUCGAAAAUAUCCGAAUCGAACAAUAUAAAGACCCUCACCUUCAUAUUAUCAUUGAUAAAUUAUCAGGUCUCAGUCAUCCCUUCAUUAAUAAUCUCUAUCCCUCUUUUACUCUAAUUAACGGUAUUCUCUAUAAAUGUCGAUCUCCAUCAAAAAAUAUCUAUCAACGAUCAGUCGGACUUCCUCACUUACUCGUUAUUCCGAAAUCUAUGCAACAAGAACUCCUAUCUUGGACACAUGAUCAUCCGACAGCCGGACAUAGUGUAAAUGAAACAACAGGUGAUACACCAGCAUAUCUUAAUUUUGGACGUGAUCCUAAAUUACCUCCACACCUACUCCUAACCACACCGACUCAUGAUGUACCUCUACUUCCCACAUCUCUAUCCUCAGAAAUCGAAAAUUAUAAACAACAACUUCGUCAUCAAUUACUUACAUCUCAUCAAUUUGCUCAAGAACAUAGUGAAGUAUGCAAAUUUCAGCAGAAACAUCAGUAUGACAGUCAUAGUUUUAAACGUUCUUUUAAAGAAGGACAACUUGUUUGGGUUAGCAUUCCUUCAGUAUUAAAACAUGGAAAACUUGAUCCUCAGUAUCAAGGUCCUUGUCACAUCACUCAAGUUCUUACUCCCUCUUCUUUUAUUAUUCAGCGUCUCUCUGACGGAGUAAAUUUAGGAGUCGCCAACAUUGAUCGACUUAAACCAUUUUAUGAACCGAAUGAUAUUCGUGUCAACAAUACACGAAAUACACCAGAUCAAACUUUAAAUACACACCCACAACCAUUGAUGAGUAUCGAUACAAGCAAUGCUAUAAAUAUGAUUCCUUCGCGCCCGUCAAACAAUGAUGACCUCUCUCCGUCCACUAUUAUAUCAACGUCCGAUUCGAAUACAUAG
Molecule: messenger RNA, 2151 nt
Organism: Rotaria sp. Silwood1
Lineage: Eukaryota; Metazoa; Rotifera; Eurotatoria; Philodinida; Philodinidae
Source: the annotation of a GenBank genome assembly